AAGUGAAACGUUCUGAAGAUUUCGUAAUUUGUUUUAAUUCACCAAUGACUUGACGUCAGCCAUAUUGCAUCCUCCAUGGCAGGUAACGAGGCUUACGCAAGCGCCAUCGAACGGGCAAAGCAGGUGAUUGUUUCAAAAUUUUCUAUGUCCGAUGACGGUUCAACAACCAAUGGUGGCUUAGCUGGCAUGAAAAGGCCGGCCCAGGACGACAACAAUAAUUUUGCUACAACUGAAAAACGCCCUUUAGUCAUGGAUAAAGUUGCUGCUGCUGCCGAAGCUGCCGCUCGUAUCAAUCAGAAAUUAGGCAGUGCACAGUCAACCACAAAUACUACGUCAGCAUCCAAUAACAACACGAAUUCUUCAGGCGCAAGAGUUGUCACAACUGAAACUGCUAUACCAGACCGUUUCGUUGGGUUAGUUAUAGGAAAAGGUGGAGAGCAAAUUACACAGCUGCAAAAUGACACUCAAUGCAAGGUUCAAAUAUCUCAGGCCGGUACUCCUGAGCGUACGGUGACACUUACAGGAACUCCACAACAAAUCGAUCACGCGAAACAAAUGAUUAGUGACAUAAUUGAGCGCGCUGGCAAAAACGGUACUCCAACUACUCCUGCUUUCAACGCAACUGGAAGUAUCACAACCAUAGAAAUGAUGGUGCCGGGGUUGAAGGCCGGAUUAGUGAUUGGAAAAAACGGUGAGACAAUUAAGAAUUUACAGGAAGAAAAUGGAGUGAAGAUGGUUCUAAUUCAACAGUCGAACAAUCCCACGCCCGAAGACAAGCCGUUGCGAAUAUCUGGCGAACCCUCACGAGUCGAAAAAGCUCGACAAGCUGUGCUAGUGCUUAUAAAUUCUCGUGAUCGUCCUGGAGGACCCAUGCACUAUGGUUACGACGGUCAAGAAACGUCGCAAUAUGCCGUACCAGCGGAGAAAGCUGGACUUGUAAUCGGCAAGGGCGGCGAGUCAAUCAAGGAGAUUUGUCGUGUUAGUGGGGCUCAUGUUGAAAUCUCGAAAGAACCUCCCCCAGACCCUUCUAUCAAGAUUUUUAACGUGCGUGGUAACAGACAAGAGAUAGAACAAGCUAUAAGAAUGAUCUCUGAGCGUGCUGGUAUUCCUAUGACUCGACCAGCUACGACCACUGGUGCAGUUCCUGGGCCUUGGGGUCAAUAUGGCUACCCACAGACAGACCCUUGGGCUAUGGCUAAUUGUGCCCAGAAUGCCGUCGCAGCUGCGGCUAUGCCGGCUCCGACUUAUAAUCCCUACACUGGACAACCGGACUACAGUGCGGCGUGGGCCGAGUAUUACCGUCGACAGGGGAUGCAUGAAUGUGCCGACGCCAUCCUACGACAAGCUCAGCAACCGCAAGUCGCCGCAGUGCAGCCAACUGCUCCAGUUCCUUCCGCUCACGUCCCAACUGCCCAAUCCGGUGCACCUGCAGCAGCACCCAACUCGGUUCCGGUCCAAACACAACAAGCUACUGGACAGUACGACUACGGUCAGUGGCAGCAGUGGCAACAAUGGCAAGCUUGGCAAGCGUGGCAACAGCAGCAAACAGGAGCACCAGGCCAACCCUCUGCAGGGGCUCCGACAGGACAGGCCAUGCCAGGGGCGCCAUCAAUGCCAAGUGCACACGCAAUACAAUGUGCUUCAAGCAUGCCUUCCGCUCCCGGUCAUCCUCCCAUUCCUCAACAAUAAACUCAGCACCUCAUUAGAAAAAGUGACCAGUUCCUACAGUAUUCCCGAAUCCGUUCUGUGUCUUGAUUUCCAAAUACAUUUUCAGGCUGUAUAAAAGCGUGUUGGUUGAGUCCAAUUUCUAAUUGGGUUCGAUUUAGUCUUAGGUUUUUAAUUUUGUAUACUUGGCACUCAGGAAGUUGAUGCACGUCUUUCGAUGACGUAUAGAUUACUGCAGUUUGCAUUUAGAAUCCAAAUAGUUUUGCCUUUUGGGACCACUGAAACAACCUAUCGUUUUCUGCAAGUAUAAGAUUUGUGGUAAGGUGUUGAAAUAUAUGGUUUUCAGUAUUUGCGAUGUACUUUAAUCCUUCAUAUUCCCGUUGAAAAAAAGAAUCCUGCUUGCCGAUAGUCGAGUAUUCUUUUUAGUAUUUUACAUCAACAACGGGUAUUUUUUUCAGGCAAUAUUUCUCAAGUCAUGUACAGUGCUAGUGUCUAUUGGAUGCAGAAAUCCGAUUUCAUGAGUUAGAACAGGUUGGAAAUGGUAGUAGUUGAUAUUCCUCAUCAAUAAUAGGUGACAUUGCUUCGGCGGGACACUAGGAUUUUGUGAUUCAACAUGCAUCUGAAUCGUAAAUUUUUGUAGGAAGAUAACAAAAUGGUUGCUGGUUUUUAGUUUGGAUCAUAGGUCUUGCUGAUUGUUAUUAAUUAGUGGUGUACAUUGCUUUUAUUCCACAUGGAUCUCUUUAAAAAACGUUUAUAUUUCGUCAAAACAUAGGUUUUAUAAAUUUUUUGCAUAAUUAGAAUAGACUUGUUUCGACUCAAGGAUUUCCAUGAUUAAUUUGUAGGCCAAUUGGAACUCUUAUUACAUGCAGCCAUGCAAUUCCGGUUAUCCAUGGCAAACAUGAAAACCUCAUCGCCUAUCAGGAAGGCACCUGAAUUUGUAAUCUAAAUGUUUUAAAAAUUUGUACUGACUUCGUCACUUUUUUGAAUUUAUGCGUGAGUUUUUAAAUAUACUUACAUAUGCUCGUAGUGUGCACAAGUCUUAUGCAUAUACAUAUAUGUGUGCAUUGUGUAUGUAUAUGUGCGUUGUACCUCAAACUGAUGUUCUUAGUAUGUGGUUGAGAGGAAAUUUAUUGCGCAAUUGAUAUCGUGUGAUCAGGUGUUUCGUUUAGAAUAGUAUAUCGGUUAGUAACUGCGAAAAUUCAUCCAGCGGUUUUGUGCUUAGCAAUCAAAGUCAGAUGAUCAGCAAAGGAUUUUGGAUGGGAUUAAUCUAAUUUUCAGAGUUUUCAACAGAUAAAAAAUGAGUAAGGGCUCUUACAGCUUCUCUCGACCAGUAUUCAUUUCAAUCAGAUAUGAGGAUCCCACCUUUGCGUACAUUCCGCGUGGUCUUGUGGUUGAUGAAUGCAUCUCAGGCGACGGAAUGCCCCGAAAAGGGAUAUCUUGGUGUGCAGUAAUAGGCUUACGAGGUUGGCGGUAAGCAUUGAGAGAGGGAAUAAGCAAAUAAAACUUGCUGCGUGUGUGGGACAUUGCAGAGUAGCAGCAGCGCGUAAUAUUGCAGUUGAUUGUAAUCAAAAGCAACUUCUUGUUCGCAACCGAGUCCAGAAACACGUAAUACGGUCAGGAUACCCAAGAGUCUUCAUGUGUGUCCUCAUCUCGACGCCUACUGUCGUGCACUUGGUAAGACCCCGGACUCUUGUUUGACAUAAAACGAAGUCACCAUAGGUAUAGCGGCGUUUGCACGGUAGGUUUCAACACGGUGUUGUUAAACUAAACUAAAUCCAAAAUUUAAUAUAAGUUCGAAUGUUGUCAGUCGCAAGUUGAGACAGCGUAUAUGACUUCACUCCAGUUGGAAGGAGUUUUAUGCCUUGUGGCCUAUUCGUUCCAACUUAAGAAAUCAAGUCUCGCUGAUGUAUUGUAAGAAAGUACUGGUACUUUGAAAGCAGUCAGCAGUCCCUUGCGUUGAAUAGCGUAAGGUUAGCCUCCGAGGCGGUUACUUCGCACAGGAAAGUGGGGAAUAACCCUUAUGAUUGGUGUAUUCUCCAUCAC
Messenger RNA from Trichobilharzia szidati, 3708 nucleotides. Lineage: Eukaryota; Metazoa; Platyhelminthes; Trematoda; Strigeidida; Schistosomatidae. The record is from the annotation of a GenBank genome assembly.